Molecule: messenger RNA, 494 nt
Organism: Contarinia nasturtii (swede midge)
Lineage: Eukaryota; Metazoa; Arthropoda; Insecta; Diptera; Cecidomyiidae
Gene: RpL28
Product: 60S ribosomal protein L28
Exons: 5
Coding region: 39-452 (137 amino acids)
Biological process (GO): translation
Cellular component (GO): cytosolic large ribosomal subunit; ribosome
Molecular function (GO): structural constituent of ribosome
Source: RefSeq, a predicted model, not a curated record
CUUUUCGACAUUUGCCACUAUCACACAAAGGAUAAACGAUGGCUUCACCUGAUUUGAACUGGUUGAUCGUCCGCAACAACAAUGCAUACUUGCUGAAAAAACGCAACAUCAAGAAACCAUUCAGCACGGAAGCAAGCAAUCUUAAAAAUGUGAGCUCAUUCCGCUACAGUGGUUUGGUACAAAAGAAAACCGUUGCUGUUGUUCCAGCUAAUGACAAGAAAGGUUUCACAGUUGUCUUGAAAACCAAGAAGAAUGAAAACAAACCAGCAAAGAACACCUACAAAGUCAAUUUCGACCAAGGUGCACGUCGUUCAUUGAAGAAGCUACGAAACACUUUGGUUCACAACCAUUAUCGUAACGACCUCAAACAGGCUGCCGUUCGCCGUGCUAGCGCUUUGUUGAGAUCACAACGGGUACCAAAAGCCAAAAAGGCUGCCGCCAAGAAGGAAUAGACAUUAUUCAAAACAAUGGCUCUUCUUCUUUAAUAAAAAAAA